Pectinophora gossypiella (pink bollworm) is the source of this 1383-nucleotide messenger RNA. RefSeq names its product protein LSM12 homolog (gene Lsm12a). The transcript is spliced from 4 exons. Lineage: Eukaryota; Metazoa; Arthropoda; Insecta; Lepidoptera; Gelechiidae. Bases 123 to 686 code for a protein of 187 amino acids. The record is from RefSeq and is a predicted model, not a curated record.
ACUUCAAUGGCGGACGGCCACUUUCUUCCCUAACAAAACACGUUUAUUUUUACGUAAAUUACAUCGUUUUAGCGUUUACAACUGCAUGUGAUCUGUUUUAUUUCGGUAAAGCAGAAUCUAAGAUGUCGACUGUGGUGUCGGACUGUUUCACUAUCGGUAGUAUUGUGGCUACAAAAACGUGUUAUAAUGAAAAUAUUGAGGGGGAAGUAUUGGCUUUCGAUCCACAAACGAAGAUGUUAAUAUUGAAAUGUCCGUCUUCUAGUGGCAAUCCGAAGCGCCACGAUGUUAAUAUAGUAAAUUUAUCUCUCGUAAGUGACGUACAGAUCAAGAAAGAAGUCACUACAGUCCCAGAGCCCCCGCAGUCAUUGAACCUUCAUAGAUUAAACACCAGAGUUCGGAAUUCAAUAGAAAAUAAAAGAAGAUUAGUAUCAGCCUUAUCAGCAUGUUUGGACCCUGAGGGCCAGCGGUUGUUCCUGGCCAUCGCUAGAGUCAUCGACGACGUAUCCUGGGCUGGCCAGAACAUCCGUGUCUACAAUGAGGUCACCAUCACACCACCGUAUAAGGUGGAGAAUGUACUCGGAGAGCAGGAUUCGAAACCAUACAACUACAUCAGGAAAUUCGUAGAGAAGCACUGGCGUGAAGACAGACAGAGAGAACUGGCCGCGAGCAGCAACUCACAGCACUAGACUUGUGUAUAAACCAGUGUUGCCCGUCGACAGACUAUCGACUAUCGAUAGUCUGUUGAAAAAAAACAAUAGUAUCGAUAGUUCAAGACUAUCGACAGUUCUAUUUCAAAAAGUGUCGAUAGUUUUCAAGUAAUCAGAAGCAACACUAUCGAUAGAUAAAGAACCCAAUAGUAUCGACAUGUUUUAUGAUAUUUACGUCCUCGACUUGAGGACUUCACUCACUGGAGCUUAUCACCAUCACUAAUUUAAGAGCCAAGCUCUUGUCAGGGUAGCAUCCUCCAUGCUACUUUUUAGGAAAAAGGCAGUGGUUUCCCUCUUGCCUUCCGCCCCGCAGUACUCUGUCUGCCGCGAUUGGGAUGGCGCCCAGAGUAGUCUAUUUCAAAGCCGUACUAGGACUCCUGUCGUCCGCCUCUGAAUAGUACUGACAGUUACUGCUGCCCUUAUGUAUGAAGUUAAAAUUAAUGAAUAAUACAAUCAAUAACUUUUAUAAUGAAAUAGACAUUUUCUUGAAAAAAUGAAUCAGUGUUUGAAACAGUGUAGUCGACUGUCGACAUUUUAUCGAUAGUUGGUAGUAUACAUGGUAUAAGAAACCCAGGUAUGCUCAAAAGUGACAGCUAACAUUUCAAGGUUAGCCCAGCUGACGUCAUCCCACGCUGUGUUGCCAUUUUGUAAAAAAUAAAUUACCCACGACCAAUAC